Molecule: messenger RNA, 581 nt
Organism: Drosophila willistoni
Lineage: Eukaryota; Metazoa; Arthropoda; Insecta; Diptera; Drosophilidae
Gene: l(3)87Df
Product: cytochrome c oxidase assembly protein COX20, mitochondrial
Exons: 3
Coding region: 69-401 (110 amino acids)
Biological process (GO): mitochondrial respiratory chain complex IV assembly
Cellular component (GO): mitochondrion; mitochondrial inner membrane
Source: RefSeq, a predicted model, not a curated record
UGUAUGUGAAAAAUUCCACUUAAUUUAAUAAAUUCAAUAAAAAUAUAGACUGAAACAGCUUUAAAGAAAUGGAUGACGACCUAGAGGAUCCAAGCAAGAGCUUCAUCAUUUUUGGCCGCGAUGUUGCCAAGAUACCAUGCUUUCGUAACAGUUUUCUUUAUGGUAUCAGCGGUGGUAUAGGCAUAGGACUGUUGACUUUUUUGGGUACCUCUCGCACACAUCUCUCCACUCAUGUAGGCUUUGGCUCCUUUUUCUGUGGCACAAUUGCUUAUUGGAUGGCAUGCAGGUAUCAAUGGUCCGCUCGCCGGUUUGAGCAACAACAGUUGCGGGAAGCUAUGCGCCGGCAGGCAAUGUACGAAGGAACGGAAAAAGAGCGUGAAUUAGAUCUUAAGUCUGCGUAGCACACAUGUGUUUAAACAUGUGAACAUAUUAUGAACAGAUGUGGUAGAUUUAUAUUACCUACCCAGGUACAAAGUUUUUAGUGAACAACAGUUUCUCUGUAUGUACAAUACGUUUUUUAUUAUUUUAAUUGUUAUCUCUGCUGAUGAUUGUUUAAACUAUUAAACUAUAUAUAUAAGUUA